Suillus fuscotomentosus is the source of this 1340-nucleotide messenger RNA. RefSeq lists its product as uncharacterized. Gene Ontology annotation, molecular function: protein binding. The record is from RefSeq and is a predicted model, not a curated record. NCBI's taxonomy places the organism in Eukaryota, Fungi, Basidiomycota, Agaricomycetes, Boletales, Suillaceae. The coding region runs from base 82 to 1239 and encodes 385 amino acids. The transcript has 9 exons.
UCUAUCGCCGAAGAGCUCCUCACUGAAGAGAUUCACACCAACGCCGACGACGUUAUUUCAUAUGCCCAUCGUUCGUUCGUCAUGGCCCGGAAACACGACUGGGACCAUGCUCUUGAUGAUGCAAUCGACUCCAUCAACAUUCGGCCAUCAUUGGUAGGCUUCAUCUCCAAAGGCAUCGCCCUCUGCGGAAAAGGUCACAUCCGGGAAGCAAGGAUAGCAUUCGACGUUGCAUCCAUGUUCACCAACCAAAAUUCAAAAACCAACCAAUUUCUUCUCUUGAUCAAGGCUAUCGUACUCUUCAGCGCAGAUCAACACGAGGAAGCAAUGCUGCUCAUCAAAGACUUGGCUGUCGCUUGUCCCGAUGUCGAUCCUCUCGCGCGUCAUGUCGUGGAAACAUAUCUACGUGUUCAGCUCGGAAUCAAAGCUUUCGAUAGCGCGCAUCACGACGAAGCCGCUGAUCACUUCACUGCGGCUGUUAACUCAGACGCUUUCUCGUCGAAAUACAUUCAUUUCCUAUACCAGGACUUGACCGUGCUCUUCGGCUGGGAUCUCGAGUCCUUGUUGCUCACUACACACCAGAAACGGUGCCAGGCAUUCCUUUCGGCAGGUAAACUCGACGAAGCCCUCGCAGCACACAAAUCCAUGAUGGACGCCAUCGACGACAUUGCGAAGGCCAGCUGUCUCGAUUGGUCCAACGAGUUCAAGGAGAAAUGCAGCACGCUCGCUGCGGACAACGACCGUAUUCUUGGCGCAGAGAUCCCCGGUCAAGAUCACGAUGGAUAUGAUGCAGAUCCCAAUUUCUUCUAUGGAAUGCAUGAACAUUCUCAGAUUUCCAGGCCAAGACUUCAACAGCGCCCUGGGCGCCUCAACAGACUUAGGCUCGCUAUGACGAGGAGGCCUCGAGGCAGCUCCUGCACCUGCACCUGCACCUGCACCACCCACCACCUCACCACCAGUCGCUGUCACCACCACCAUCAAAACUCAUUUACGACACCUAUUCUCCCGGUCACCCCAUCAUGCAACGCCGCCCGCUGUCGAUGUUCAUUCGGCAAGGCUAAAGAGCGUAAUAUUGCUGCGAAUGCUCCUGGCCCAGACCCGGACAUAGUACCUGAUGAAUAUUUCGAUACUAUCGAACCGGACCCUGAUACGCAACAGCAACAGCAGCCGCACCAGCAAGCAGUAGCAGUACAUACAGACCCUGGCGAACAUGGAGGCAGAAAGUCCUGUGUUUGCUGCUAGCGGGUUUUUGAAUAUCUCUCGAAUACUUAGACAUAUCGUCGAUCUUGUUAUGAUAUCUUUAUCGACUUAAAGCAGUAUUCUAUCGAUAGGUCAUUGAUUGA